AUGGCAAGCAGCGGUAGAGGUGGAAAUGAUCCAGCAUGGAAGUACGCAACUCCCGUCGAAGGAAAUCAAAAUGCUACAACAUGUAUAUUUUGUUUUGCCACUUUUAAAAGUGGAGGAAUUACAAGAUUGAAGAGUCAUUUAUCAGGUUAUGAUCCUCACAAGAGUGUAAAGAAAUGUGAUAAGGUGCCACCAGAGAUCAAAAUAGAGGUGAUAGCAUGGAUAAAGAGAAAAGAUUCUAUUAAGCAAGAAAAGGCAGCUGUUCAAGAUGAUAUUAGAGAAGAACUCCGCAAUGAAUAUCUUGGCAAUCAAACAAGUCUGUACAAUGACGAUGACGACAAUGAUGAUGAUGAUGAUGGAUUUCAGUAUCCACCAGACACGCACCCUGCAGAACGACAAGAUUAUCGUGCUAAAAGGUGGUAUGAUGUUGUCCCUUUUAACAAAGCUGAUUCUCCACAUUUCCAAAACAUGUUGACUGCAACUGGAAAUCUAGGUCCUGGUGUAAAGCUUCCUACCUCCUAUGAAAUUCAGACUCGUUACUUAGAGAAUGAGUACACAGAAAUGAAAAGGUAUGUGGAUACUCACAGAGAAACCUGGAAAAUAUAUGGAUGCACUAUCAUGUGUGAUGGAUGGACUAGCCCAACCAAAAUGUCUAUUCUAAAUUUCAUGGUGUAUUCAAAAGGUUCAACUGUGUUUUUGAAGUCUGUAGAUGCUUCACAUAUGAAAAGAAAUGCUCAGUACAUAGAACUGUUGUUAAAUGAGAUUAUCCAAGAUGUUGGACCAGAAAAUGUUUUCCAGAUUGUCACUGACAAUGCAUCAGCAUUUAAAAAGGCCAGAAGGGAACUACAUAAAAAAUAUCCGCUGUUCUGGAUCUCGUGUGCUGCCCACUGCAUCGAUUUGAUAUUUGAAGAUAUCGAGAAGCAAGAGACUAUUUCCACUGUCGUCAAAUGGGCUCAAAGUGUAACUAACUACAUCUACAAUCAUGGUUGGGUACUGGCUGAAAUGAGGAGCAUCAUGAAGGGAGAUUUGAUUCAACCAGGUAAAACUCGAUUUGCAACAAAUCACAUUGCCAUCGACAGUAUUUUGAAGAAGAAAUCUGAUUUGAGAAAAUUGUUUACAAGUAGCGCAUGGAAUGAGAAUGCAGCGAGCAGGACCAGAGAUGGCAAAAGGAUAGAAAAAAGAGUCCUCGAUGGGACAUUUUGGGAUGGCAUGGAAGCAGUCCAUAAAAUUUAUAAGCCAUUGUAUGAGAUUCUUCGAAUUGUUGACACAGAAAUUCAGCCAACCAUGCCCAUAUUAUAUGUUGUUUCUCGUACAUUCAUUUCAGAAGUCGAAACUAACCAUAGCAGCAUCUGA
This is a messenger RNA of Rosa chinensis, 1350 nucleotides long. RefSeq lists its product as uncharacterized. NCBI's taxonomy places the organism in Eukaryota, Viridiplantae, Streptophyta, Magnoliopsida, Rosales, Rosaceae. Bases 1 to 1350 code for a protein of 449 amino acids. The transcript is spliced from 2 exons. Gene Ontology annotation, molecular function: DNA binding. The record is from RefSeq and is a predicted model, not a curated record.